This is a messenger RNA of Phyllostomus discolor (pale spear-nosed bat), 1045 nucleotides long. It is a transcript of the gene TRAPPC6A, whose product is annotated as trafficking protein particle complex 6A. The transcript has 6 exons. Gene Ontology annotation, biological process: endoplasmic reticulum to Golgi vesicle-mediated transport; regulation of GTPase activity. Gene Ontology annotation, cellular component: cis-Golgi network; TRAPP complex; trans-Golgi network. The record is from RefSeq and is a predicted model, not a curated record. The coding region runs from base 339 to 842 and encodes 167 amino acids. Lineage: Eukaryota; Metazoa; Chordata; Mammalia; Chiroptera; Phyllostomidae.
UGAAUAGAGGUGCGACCAAUAGAAAAGUGUUUUAGCUGGCGCUUCCGGGUUGUGCUACGAGGCAAGAGGACAAACAAGGAUUUUUAAAACAACAAGUUACGUCACAUGUAGCCAGUGAUUCGGCCAAUGACUAUGCUAGAGGACCCGAAAACUUGGAAGGCAAUCUCCCAAGUUCAUGAACACACCACGUGAGUCCGGAAAGGAAGGCGGAGCUAGUCUGAAAAACCAAUGAAAGCAUAAGUAGGCGGGUUCACGUGCGUGCAGGAGGCGGAGCUAGUUCACCCGGGCCAAUGAGAACACAAAGCGCUGGGCUGUAGUUAAGCGCGCGAGGCAGACAAAUGGUGGACGCGGUGCUGUUCGAGUUUCUACACACGGAGAUGGUGGCGGAGUUGUGGGCACACGAAGCCGACCCCGAUCCCGGGCCCGGGGAACAGAAGAUGAACCUGCUGGUGCUGGAGAGCAUGGGCUUCCGUGUGGGCCAAGCCCUGGGUGAGAGGCUGCCCCGGGAGACGCUGGCCCUCAGGGAGGAGCUGGACGUCCUCAAGUUCCUGUGCAAAGACCUGUGGGUGGCCGUGUUUCAAAAGCAGAUGGACAGCCUCCGCACCAACCACCAGGCUCUGCUCUGUCCCCAGGGGACCUACGUCCUUCAGGACAGCAGCUUCCCCCUGCUCGUCCGGAUGGCCUCGGGCCUGCAGUACGUGGAGGAAGCACCCAAGUUCCUGGCCUUCACCUGCGGCCUCCUCCGUGGCACCCUCAGCACACUGGGCAUCAAGAGCCUGGUCACCGCCUCCGUGGCAGCCCUGCCAGCCUGCAGGUUCCAGGUGGUGGUCCAGAGAUCCUGAUGGGCCCGGGCCCACGGCCCCCGCCGGGUCUCACCCAGGGCUGCCAGGGAACCCCCAGCCCUAGGGAUAGCAAGCAGGGGAGGCGGGGGCAUCCGGGGCAGGGUGGUCCCAGCCACCCUGGGGCCUGGUGUGGAGAGAUCCAGGUUGGGCACAUCACUCAGCAGCGCAGAUGCUCAAUAAAGGUUCUAUCUGGAGAUGAGUUC